Physcomitrium patens is the source of this 1846-nucleotide messenger RNA. Its product is annotated as protein GET4. Gene Ontology annotation, biological process: protein insertion into ER membrane. Gene Ontology annotation, cellular component: cytosol. NCBI's taxonomy places the organism in Eukaryota, Viridiplantae, Streptophyta, Bryopsida, Funariales, Funariaceae. The record is from RefSeq and is a predicted model, not a curated record. Gene Ontology annotation, molecular function: protein binding.
GAGACCCCAUCAUUGCAGCAGCGAUGGCGAAACCCGGUGUUUAGCGACCAAAUCGCCCAUUUAUCCUCCGCGUGCAAUCGUUAGCGACCAAUUUAUUCCCGCUCAUCUAUCAGUUCAACAUGCGACGAUUCUAAUGACACCCAUUUUGUGGAGGUGAUUUCUGAUUUCGUGUAGUUCGACGAGCAGUUUCUGCUUGGCAGUGGAGUUCAGGUUUUCUUUUUUCGUUGUUGCGUGGAUCGGUACGAGCAAAACAUUGUGGAGAUUUGUAAAUCACAGUCAGCACCAUUAGUUGCAGCAAGAUGGUAGUCGCUGCGUAUAGCAGCGGUACUUCCAAGCAAUUGGAGACGCUUCGGAAGAAAGUUCACGAGGGGAACUACUAUGAAGCCCAACAAAUGUACAAGGCGGUUCAUUCCAGAUACAUGCACGCAAAGAAGCACAAGGAGGCCAGUGAACUCUUGAACUCUGGUGCCGUGGCGAUGCUUAAGCAUGGGGAGGUCACAUGUGGGACAGAGCUUGCUUUGCUUUUGAUCCAGACGUUCCAUGUGGCCAAAACACCUUUCGAUAGUUCUACAUUGGAUCAAAUAAGAGAAAUUUAUAAUGCAUAUCCACGGGCGUCAAGCACAGAUCAAAAGCUAUCAGGUGACAAAGGGGCGAGUUACUCAGACACAGAAGCUUCUGAGGCCGCAGUCAUUGCAAGGACUCGUGUUGAGGGAUGCACAUCGUUCUUGCGGGCAGCUCUUAAGUGGUCGACUGAAACUGGGGGCUUUUCCAGAGGUGCCCCUGAGUUGCAUGACAUGCUUGGCGAAUACAUUUGGACUGAAGCUCCCACUCCUGAAAUGACGAAAGUAUCACAACAUUUUGUGCGAGGGAAUCAUCCGGAGACAUUCGCUAAAGUUGUUGUCGACUGUAUGGACAAGUGCUAUUCUGGCGAAGCGGAUUUGGUGGUUGCGAGGGCCAUCUUGCUAUAUUUGUCCCUAGGUAAUCUGAGAGAUGCCAAUCGCCUGUGGGAUUCUGUUAAGCAAACACUGAGCGACAACUUUCAAGAACUUCCGGAUACUCCACUGUUGCAAUUUAUCAAGUUCCUUCUAUUAACACUUGAGAGAGAUGCACUUCCGUUGUUCAGGAUGCUUAAGCAAGAGUACAAGUCUAGUCUUGAUCGCGAUCCUUCCUAUGAUGAGUACCUGAAUGAAAUAGGGGAGCGGUUUUAUAAUUUGCAGCGAAGAAAUGGUAUGCAAGGCAUACUUGGAGACUUUAUGAAGAUGUUUGCGAUGGAUAACUGAGACAGGUGCGAGAUAUGCCUGUAGUUAGUAGAAUUCAGACAGGUUGUCAUUAUAUUCUUGAAAUCACAUGGGGCACCACCGGACGUGUUCUUUCAGGUGGUGGUCACGCAUUGUCGCUAUAUUGUGGACAUUAACUCAUGCCACACUAAGGCUGAAUGUACAUUUCUGGUAUCUCUUUAGUCUUGUGCAAGGGAGCAUGUGACAUUCACUGCUGAAAGGUCUCGGCAAGUUAUACUAGAAAUGUGCUUUAGACCUAGAUAGGCUAUUUGUGACGAUAAGGAGUGUACGUUUACUGGUGAGCUGAAUCCUGCCCUUGACAAAUCAUCAUUUUUCUGUAAGGUAUAUUGAAGACAGACCUCUAUUUGAGGAAUGUAAUGAGAGUAGGGUAUUUUUCAUAUAUUUGUGUUCGCCCCAAAUUAAGUCCAUUUCCAGAACCAGGAUAGGUUGCACAUUUUCUAGUUUGUUAUUUUAAUGUACGGAUAAUUCUCAAUUAUAUCUCCUAUUGACACAAAUGUUAUCCACAUUUAUAGCGACCUUAACUCAAUAAAAAGCAUCUUGACAGAAGA